UUGACAGAUCGGUUACUACUUUGUGAAUUGUGUCUGUAUAAAAUUGUUAAAUGAAAUAAAAAAGGAAGAUCCAAUACAGUAGGACUUCAAUCGUUUUGAGAAUGUCUGCAAUUGGUCCAGAGUUCUUUAAUUUCAUCAAAAAGUUAGAAGAUAAUGGUGAUAAACUGGUAGCAACUACACCUUUGGAGCAACCGAUUGAAUUCGAGUUUAAUAAUUCGACAUGUCACGUGUGUAACGGAUACUAUGGACCUAGUUUUGGGGAGCCUGUGUGUGUGACUUGUCAUGCGUUUUUGUUCCCUGAUUUCCCCUCAUAUUUGCCAAGUUCGUACUUCUACAGCGAGAAAACAGACGAUGGGGAUUCGGGGAAUGACGAACCGUCGGAUUUAAAUUAUAAUUCCGAUCGCAGGGCGAACAGAUCUUGUCCCUUACCUGCCUGGUGGUACUACAGAGUCAGCAAUAAUUCUUUAGACAGUGAAACCAGUCCGGAAGAUGAAGCAAGUCGCGCUAGCAAUUCAGGGCCUGGUGCAAGUGGGAGCGGUAGUGGGGGUAGUGCAGCAGGCCCCUCACCCUUCAGCAGGGAGGGGGCGGAAGAGCGCGCCGGGUUCGGGCCGCCGCCGCAGCCCCCGAGCUUGGCGCGGUCACUACAGGCCCUAUCUACGCCACGGCCUCCAGAUAAUUUGGCUCCUGGUAUCGUAGAGCAGUUACCUAGUGAAGUACUCCUGUGCAUCUUCAGCUACCUGGACGACCUGUCGCUGUGCGCGUGCGCGUGCGUGUGCGCGCGCUGGUGGCGGCUGGUGCGCGCGCGCGUGGCGCCGCCGCGCUGGGCCGCCUUCGCCGCGCGACGCUGGCCGCUGUUCCGGCCCUUCCUCGCUAACAUCGACUGGCAUAGGAAAUACCAGUCGCUGGUGGAGUCGUGUUUCUGCCGCAACUGCCUCGUGCAGAUGUGUGUGCAGGCGCAGCCGGCCGGCGAAGAGAACGCCUGGCGACGGAACCGUCUGAGGAUCGAGCUCAAGAUGAUGCGCAAUGACCCGCCGGAGGGCAUCGCGGCGACCCCGCUGGACCCCAAGUGCUGCCACUGGCAGGCCAGCGUCACGGGACCCGUGGGCUCGCCGUACGAGGGCGGAGUCUUCUAUCUCUACAUACAGGUGCCUUACUCGUACCCGAUGAGCCCGCCGGUGGUCCGCUUCCUGACCCGCAUCCUGCACCCGAACGUGUCCCGCCACGGCGACGUCGGCAUCGACUCCGUGCACCACAACUGGUCGCUCGCACUCACCAUCAGCAAAGUGCUCAUCUCCAUACAGAGUCUGCUCACCGACCCGUAUACUUCUGUUUGUAUGGAGCCAGAGCUGGGGCAGAUGUACGUUCGCGAUCGCGCGCGAUUCGAAUCGUUGGCGCGUCGGUGGACGUGGCGAUACGCUAUGCACGACAUACUGCCAUACUGAACACCUUCAUACAAGAACACUGAAUAUAAUGCGACUGGCUAUAAAAGGUACAAUGCAAGAAGGACUGACUUAAUAUCCAGUAAUGGAUUCAAACAAGCUGGAUUGGUGAACGUGUAAGACAAACGCGGACCGAGACGCCGCUGAGAAAAUGACUUUUUUGGUUCUGCGGUAGAAGAUAAACUUGAGUGUAACGAAAAGGUUAACACUUUAAAGCGAAGUUAAGAAACUUUGAACUGAAUAAGCAAGGAAUGUUAGAGCUUAGCGCUCAGAUUUUGGCUGUGUAGUUAUAAGCAGUGAAACAUCAGAAAAUGUCUUGAAAUUUUAUUAUGUAAUGUAACUGCAAUGUAAAAUGUAUCUUAAAUAAAAUAUUAUUAUACGUAAUUGAA
Molecule: messenger RNA, 1828 nt
Organism: Pectinophora gossypiella (pink bollworm)
Lineage: Eukaryota; Metazoa; Arthropoda; Insecta; Lepidoptera; Gelechiidae
Gene: morgue
Exons: 8
Coding region: 102-1442 (446 amino acids)
Molecular function (GO): protein binding
Source: RefSeq, a predicted model, not a curated record